This is a messenger RNA of Aspergillus puulaauensis, 1524 nucleotides long. RefSeq names its product MT-A70 family. The transcript has a single exon. NCBI's taxonomy places the organism in Eukaryota, Fungi, Ascomycota, Eurotiomycetes, Eurotiales, Aspergillaceae. The record is from RefSeq and is a predicted model, not a curated record. Bases 1 to 1524 code for a protein of 507 amino acids. Gene Ontology annotation, cellular component: RNA N6-methyladenosine methyltransferase complex; nucleus. Gene Ontology annotation, molecular function: nucleic acid binding; methyltransferase activity.
AUGGUAAUGACACAAAACUCUUCAAUUCUCUAUCAAAACGCCUCUAGCACAGUUUUCCUAAUCGACAUUCCGGCAUCCAUUGCACUAGCACAAGAAUUAUCACUGGCAUCACAAGCUGAUGUACCCAGCGACUUUAUCAGUUUAAUCUCCACAGAACCACCGAAAAAAAAACAAAGACGCAUUUUAUCAACUCCAGCAUUAAAAACACCAUACCCGGCAUCCUUUGAGCCGAAAUCAGAGGCUGCGCGGGCGAAAGUUCUCGCACGGAUCCCGCGUUCUGAAAUCCAUGAGGAGAUAUCCCCUUUACUGUCCAAUGCCCUAGAAGAUAUUCGGAGUCAUUAUUGCCAGGACUCGGAGUGGUGUCUCCCAAGAUUUCUUUUAAAAGAGGAUGAACCUAAAGAGCCUGAUAAUGAAAUCGACCGCUCCGCGUGGCUAGCCAGCAUACGAUCUGGGAAGAGUGACAGGGGGAAGAAAAGAAGAGCGCAGGAUAGAAAUGCCGCAAGGAAUGACCAUGACGAAGAUGACGAUAACUUUCAUCCUGAAUAUUUUCCUCCGCCAUCUAGCCGGCAAGGCUUUCCAAUCGAUACUCAGUCUCAAUCUCAACCGCCUCUGGUUUUAUCGCCGGGGAGAAACAGGUUCGAAAACGGAGCGGAGCUAUGCAACAAUCCUGUGAAAAAUACAUCUCCGGAAACUGCAAUUGUCGAAAUCCACAGCGUAUUCGCGGUAAAAUCGCUUAGAGGCUGUAAGGUUGAUACUGAGAAGCAGGAGCGCAUUCAGUUCUUCAUCGUACCACCUCUGUCGAAGUUCAUACUAUGCAACCUACCAAUAUCAACACCGUUAACGGGCACGGAACACGACAAUCCAAAUCCGAUCCCAGGUCUGGCCUCAGACCAAAAGUUCAACCUCAUUGUAAUGGAUCCCCCGUGGUCUAAUAAAUCCGUACGUCGCAGCGGCUAUUACGAAACACGGACCUACCUUGACAGUGAGCUGCUGAUGGCGUAUAUAUGUGCCGUGCUCACAGUACACUCACAUUCGCCUUUACAAAAUGAAGAUUUGACCCCUGAGAGUAAAUGCAACCUAUCUAUUGCCGCUAUAUGGAUUACCAAUUCGGCCAGAGCAAGGGAGGCAGCGUACGGCGGGCUCGCUGGGGCAGGCUUCUCAGUUUGCGAAGAAUGGAUAUGGGUUAAGACGGCUGUUGAUGGCCAAACAGUAACGCCAAUCGAGGGCGUCUGGCGCAAACCAUAUGAGAUCCUUGUCAUAGGGAAGAGGAGGCCUGGCUCUAUAACCGGAGCUGGCGGCGAUGGCAUUUUGAGACGGGUUAUUGCUGCUGUCCCGGAUGUUCACUCUCGGAAGCCGAAUUUAAAGGAGGCGUUUGAGAGGACUCUUUUAACACCACUGUCUGAUACCACUCCUGUGCACUAUUCGGCACUGGAGGUGUUUGCUCGGAAUUUGACUGCUGGGUGGUGGGCCUGUGGUAAUGAAGUGCUUAAGUUUAAUUCGGAAAAUUGGUGGUCUGAUGAGUGA